This is a messenger RNA of Botrytis cinerea B05.10, 1116 nucleotides long. RefSeq lists its product as hypothetical. NCBI's taxonomy places the organism in Eukaryota, Fungi, Ascomycota, Leotiomycetes, Helotiales, Sclerotiniaceae. Bases 203 to 1042 code for a protein of 279 amino acids. The transcript has a single exon. The record is from RefSeq and is a predicted model, not a curated record.
GAAUUAUCAAUUCUUUGUAUUUCUUCACCACUUGUUCUUGUCUAUAUAUGUGUCGCUGCUGACUUUAUUCUCGUGGUUCAGAUGUUGGAAAAUACGUUUUACUAUAGACCAUUAACAUUCAGCACUAACUGUAGCUCAAUUCUUUAGAAACGAUUAUCAUUAUUGCCCUACAUCGAAGAACGACAACUACACUGCGCUCGAAAUGCCACCCUCAUAUAUCACACUACCGCCAGCUCUUCCUUCCGAACUUCUGACUUGGAUAUUGGAUCAUGGUUCUUAUCCUACCACUAUCCUAAUCUGCAAAUCUCGCGCGGCGUUCAUCUCAUCCCUUCUCGCAGAUGUCACCUCGAGCACCCCACCGUUACCACCAUCACCCGUCGACACACCUUCCUCUCCUGCCAAUCCGACGACCGGUGUCGCACAAUAUCAAACACCCUCUCACUCACUCCUCAUAAAAUCUCUCCGCCAGAUCUCCCUCUCACGUCACAUAUCUCUGAUUUAUAUUCCCACGAUCUCUCAUUUGCGCGCCCAUCUCUCCGUCCUUUCCACAGAGACAGCUUCAAAGAUCGGAGCUCCACCAGAUCGAAAAUGGGAUAAGGUGGGUAUGGAAAGGGCGAUGAUUGUUGUAUAUGGAUUGAUAGACUUACAUAGGGAUACGAGUGAGUGGAGUGCACAGGGGCUGGGUAGGAGUUUGUCGGGUCUGGUUGAAAGUAGUGGAAGGGACAAGAGGGUAGUGGUAUGUUUGGAAGAGAGAGAGAGGAAGACAGAAAGAAAUGGGUUAAUAGAAGUAGAUGUUGACGGCGAUGAAGACAUCGGCGGUCAAAUCAAUGACAGAAAUGGGCUGGAAUCGGAUGGAGACAUGGGACGAGACAAUAGAGCCUGGAAGGGGUGGGAUGAACAUGUUCCGAUGCUUAAUGGAAGUGUGAGGCGCACUGGGUUAGAGGCUGAAGAUAACGGAUGGAGUGGAAGAACUAUUGAAGUAGGCCGAAUAUUCGCAAGAUGGUUUGAUUUCAGAAAUGCAGAGUGGAGUCAUCAUACAUAGUAAUCUAUAAGCUAAGAAAGGAAUACAUUUGCUUGGAAGCCAUUAUCAUCAUCAUAUAUCAAUAGGUAUACCCA